Messenger RNA from Sinocyclocheilus anshuiensis, 1171 nucleotides. RefSeq names its product glycosyltransferase 8 domain-containing protein 1-like. Gene Ontology annotation, cellular component: Golgi apparatus. The transcript is spliced from 8 exons. Bases 281 to 1171 code for a protein of 296 amino acids. Gene Ontology annotation, molecular function: glycosyltransferase activity. The record is from RefSeq and is a predicted model, not a curated record. Lineage: Eukaryota; Metazoa; Chordata; Actinopteri; Cypriniformes; Cyprinidae.
CUAUUGGCUCUUGCUGCUGUCAGUCUUUGAAAGGACAAAAGCAGACGAGUCAGUACAUGAAAGUUUAGGAAAUGUCGUUCACUUAACAAGAUUCACUCGCUGCGGUUGUGCUCUAUCACUGUAGCAUAUGUUUCAGUGAAAGGUCUUUUCGGCUGUGGCGUGUUCUGUGCAGGACUCAAGGGUAACUGGACCUGUUGAUGUUGAGUUGGCGUUUUGGAUGAAGAGCCAAAGAGAGUCCAGACAUUAUAACUAAGCAGAAUUGUGCUGUUGCUCGAGUGCCAUGACUGUACGCAGAGUGAACGUGGUUAUUCUUGUUCUGCUUGUCAUCGCCUUUUUAAUUAUUUUGCAUCGGAAUCUGCUGAAUCUCAAUGAUUUCCUGAAGCAAGAGAAUCCAGACACAGCGUCUGGGAUGGUGCUGCCCUUUGAGACGGACUUCCUGUCGGAUCAUAAGGUCAUCAGGACAGGAGAUGAGAUUCCAGUGGUCAUCACCGCUCCAGAGGAGAGACUGGGAGCUACUGUCACCGCCAUGAACAGCAUCUACCGCAACAGCAAAGCCAAUGUAGUAUUCAGUAUAGUGACACUAAAUGAGUCGGUGGUCCAUCUUAGAACAUGGUUGAGUAAGACUGACUUGAAGCACAAAAUUAUCGUAUUUGAUCUGAAGAUCCUCACAGGAAAGAUUCCUACUGAUCCUCAGAAGGUGGAGGCAGUGAAGCCGUUGACCUUUGCUAGAUUCUUCUUGCCUGUUUUCUUGCCGGAAGCAGAGAAAGUAAUUUACCUGGAUGAUGAUGUUAUUGUACAAGGGGACAUUCAGGAGCUUUUCGACAGCAGUAUUAAGUUGGGACAUGCAGCAGCUUUCUCAGAGGACUGUGACUCUGCGUCCUCUAAAGGCAUCGUCAGAGGAGCUGGAAAUCAGAACAGCUAUAUUGCUUUUCUGGACUUCAAAAAAGAGGCGAUCAAGAAGCUUGGAAUGAGAGCGAACACUUGCUCGUUCAAUCCUGGAGUCUUUGUGGCCAAUUUAACUGAGUGGAAGCAGCAGAAUAUCACCAGCCAGCUUGAGUUCUGGAUGGAGCGCAGUGCCAAGUUAGUUUGUGUUCUGCUGUUUUAUGUUACUGGAAACUACAACAUUCGUUCGUUCAGAAAAUGUAUGUCAUGGCUGCCAGCUCUGUGUUAG